This is a messenger RNA of Culicoides brevitarsis, 1736 nucleotides long. RefSeq lists its product as uncharacterized. Gene Ontology annotation, biological process: glyoxylate cycle. The transcript has 7 exons. NCBI's taxonomy places the organism in Eukaryota, Metazoa, Arthropoda, Insecta, Diptera, Ceratopogonidae. Gene Ontology annotation, cellular component: cytoplasm. The record is from RefSeq and is a predicted model, not a curated record. The coding region runs from base 56 to 1663 and encodes 535 amino acids. Gene Ontology annotation, molecular function: malate synthase activity.
UAAACAUCAAAAAAAAUAUUUUUUUAAACAAUACUCACAAAAUAAUUCUCAAAAAAUGGUUUAUCUGGAAGCAUCUCCGCCAGAUCUACGUCAUGAAUACUCCUUCCUGUUUAAUCAAAAUUCGUUAUCGUUUCUUGCUGAUUUGAUCGCGACUUUUGAAGCAGAUUACGAUAAGAUUCUCCAAGAACGACAAAAUCGCGCCGUUACAGUGAGCCAAGGAGAUUUCAAGCCAAUUUUCAAAAAUCGUCACAUUUUGUCGGAUUGGAAAAUUAACGAAUUGCCUAAAAAACUUCAAAAUCGAAAGUUAGAUCUUGGCGAUUGCGCGCCUUCGGACAAGCAACACUUGGUAAAUGCCUUAAAUGCCGACGUUCAAGGUGUUCAAUUGGAUUUCGAUGAUGGGUUUUGUCCGACAUGGGAGAACAUCAUUCAAGGAAUUUACAAUAUUUCGCAAGCGGCGAGGUCAAAAUUGCCCGGAAUGCAAAAAACGAUUGAAAAAUGUCCCGUUUUGAUGAUGAGACCACGAGCUUUUAACAUGAUCGAACAUCAUUGCAUGAUUCGCGGAAGAAAAGUUCCCGGAGCGUUAUUUGACUUCGCCUUGCUGAUGCAUCAUAACGGAAAAUUGUUGAGCGAAAUGGGAGUUGGACCGUAUUUUUAUCUUUCCAAGAUCGAAAGUGCAGAAGAAGCCGCUUUAUGGAACAAAAUCUUCAUUUGGACCCAAGAUAAGUUAAACAUCCCUCAAGGAACCAUCAAAGCAUGCAUCUUGAUCGAAAAUAUCUUGGCAGCAUUCGAAAUGGAAGACAUCUUAUACGCCAUUAAGGACCAUGCGAUCGGCUUAAAUUGCGGAAUUUGGGAUUAUUCGGCGAGUAUCAUCCAAAAAUUCGGUCACAACGAGGAAUAUUUGAUACCAGACCGCAACAAAUAUGUCAACGUUGGAAAAACUUUCUUGAAAAAUUACAUGAAACUCGUUGUUCGGGUGUGUCACGAUCACGGAGCUUUGGCAACGGGAGGAAUGGUAGCGAAAUUAUUGCCAAAAGAUACAAAAACUGAACAUUAUCAAAACGUGAAAAAAGCAAUUCAAGAUGGAAAAGCAAGUGAAAUUCAGUUAGGAGUUGAUGGAUUUUUAGUGUUCGAUAUGAGAGCUGUUGAAGCUUUGAAGGAGUUAUGGGAUCAACAUACGACGAAGGAAAAUCAAGUACAUGUCUUACCAAAUAUUGCUCAAGUGACGCCGGAGAGUCUUUUGAAGGUGCCUAAAGGAGUUGUUACGAUCGAAGGACUUAGACACAACUUGAACGUUUCCCUCCUCUUCAUCUACCACUGGCUCCUCGGAAAAGGCACAUUCAUCUACAACCAGUCCGUCGAGGAUUCCGCAACUGCUGAAAUCAGUCGUUGUCAACUCUGGCAAUGGCUUCGACACAAAGUCCCCAUCGAAAACUACGAAAAUCAACUUGUCAUCUACCCUUGGCUCAUGAAAGAACUCCAAAACGAAGUCUACCGCGCCUCAAAACGCUACUGCAAACUUUAUAUUCACAAAAAACUCAUAAUGAUAGCGAAAAGUUUCCUAAUUGAGAUCAUCACGAGUCGACAUCCGCCUGAAUUUAUCACAACUUACCUAAAUGACAUCCUCCACAGCAAGCUAGGACAUCGAUUAAUCGGAAAAUUAUAAAAUUUCGUUGAUUUUCAGCCUAUUCUAACGCUAAAAAAGCAAUUUUUUAUUGUCUAUCUAAUAAAAAUUUCGC